AUAUUAGCAAGUUAAUAAAACUAGCAUGAGAGUUCAGCAGACCGAAAAAUGUGCUUACGAUAGCUAAUUAUGGCAAUUAAGUCGUUGAUUUUAUACUUAUAUUUGAUUUAUAUAGAUAUAUUAUUAAUUAUAAUGCUAUAAACGCCAUUUUAAGAGUUAGCUAACCGAAAUGCCUCUGUAACAUCAGUGCAGUUAGCGAUUAUUAGCUGGAAUAGUUUGUGUUAGCAAAACAUUUUUUUUUUCUAUUAAGAUUUUAUUCUGGAGUAGUAUUGUUUUUUUUGUUUUUUUUUUUGUAAUAAGCCACUUUUACAUUAUAUUUUUUUGUUCAUUUAUUUAUUUAUAUUUAAUUAUGUAAACCUAUUUUAUUAGCCUCUCGAGCAGUUGUUGUGGGUGCGUUCAAAAUCGCGGCAUCGAGUCACAAUCCAGGGCGCGCGCCCCUUUAUUUGACGUGUUGUAGUGCACUAUUUUGACGCCAUAUUUAGUGCAGUAGGACGCGGAUUGGGACGCACCCUAACAACCCCGUCUCUUUCUAUCAACUGUACGAACGACUGGGUGUUCAAUGAAAAGAAAGUUAAAAUGGAUCCGAACAAGCCACUGUUCCCACCGGUACUCCCUGGUGUUCCACAUGGUCCAGUGGCACGGGGUCGAGGGUUACUCGCAGACGAACACUUGUUAGGGCGAGCCAGAGGUUUGGGUGUAACGGCAGACGAGCUAUCUGUCGGGCGAGCUCGUGGUUUGGCUGUAGCGUCAGAAGAACCCUUGGUAGGGCGAGCUCGAGGUCUGGCUCUAAUCGCAGACGAGCCCUCGGUAGGGCGAGCCAGAGCUUUAUCCAUGAUGGCAGACGAGCCUUCAGUGGGACGUGCUCGAGGUCCUCCUGUAGCUCCUGCUGAACUGAUUGCUGGGAGAGGGAGAGGUCUAGCGUCCACUGCUUUAGACGCCCCGGUGUUUCCUUAUGGCCGGGGAAGCCCAGGGUUAGGCAGCGACAAGCCUGUUAGUGUUGCACGGGGAACGGAGGAAGAGGAGGGCGGCGGUGGGUUUGGCAGAGCCAGACGGCUUCUUCACACAUCUCAGGAUCCUGCGGUGGGAAAAGGAAGGAGCAUGUCACUGUUUGUGAAAGAGUCUGAGCCUCCAGGUAAAAGCGAACGUAUGGACACGUCUGAAGUUAUUCCCUGCUUACAGGAGGAAGAGCCACCCAAAGUUCAGGCUGAUGUUCCAGGUCCAGGGUCGUCCCUGCUCUCCAUGUUCAGAGGAAUGGGCCUUGAACCAGCCAAAACAUGGGGCAGAGGAGCCCCAACCUUGGGACGAGGUGCAGUAGGUGAACACAGAGAUGAUGUUCAGCCCCUUGUGCCUCCUGUUGUAUCUGCAGCUUUGGAAGCAGGAGAUUCACGGUACAGGAGCAGUUUUGCAGGGAGAGGACUGAUUGGAGUUGGAAAAGCUGUCGGUUUUCCAGUGGGUCGAGGUUCCGGUGCCCCACUUGCACCCCUGAUCCCGAAAGAUAUCCCCAUGACCCCAGCAAUCUGCCCUCUCAAAGCAGAGCUGAAGAUGGAAGCGGCUCGUGAGCCGUUAAAGAAGGUCGGAACGAAGGGGGAUCCGGUCUCCAUCGGCUCCAACUACGUCCCCAUCCGGUGCAAGAACGAAGCCGUGUUUCAGUAUCACAUCACGUUCACGCCAAGUGUGGAGUCGAUCAGCAUGCGCUUUGGGAUGAUGAAAGAUCAUCGUUCGACUACAGGAGAUGUAGUGGCCUUCGAUGGUUCCAUCCUUUAUCUGCCAAAACGCCUAGAGGAGGUUGUUCAUCUGAAAGCGGAGAGAAGAACUGACAAUCAGGAAAUCAAUAUUAAAAUCCAGAUGACUAAGAUCCUUCCUCCACACUCCGAUCUGUGCAUCCCGUUCUACAACGUCGUCCUGCGCAGAGUGAUGAAGAUUUUGGGGCUAAAUCUGAUAGGCAGGAAUCAUUAUGAUCCCAAAAGUGCAGUUGUUCUCGGCAAGCACAGGCUGCAGGUGUGGCCAGGUUACUCCGCUUGUAUUAAACACACAGAUGGAGGUUUGUACCUGGCCGUGGACAUUUCACACAAAGUGCUGAGAAACGAUUCAGUCCUGGACGUCAUGAACGUGAUCUACCAGCAGAGUCGAGAAAGCUUCAAAGACGAGUGCACCAAAGAGUUAAUCGGUUCCAUAGUCAUCACUCGCUACAACAACCGAACCUACCGCAUCGAUGACAUCGAGUGGGCUAAGUCACCCAAAGACUCCUUCACCAUGGCGGACGGCUCUGAGACCACCUUCAUCGAAUACUACAGAAAAAACUAUGGCAUCACUGUGAAAGAACUAGAUCAGCCCUUGUUAGUCCAUCGGCCGAAGGAAAGGUCCAAACUUGGGGGAAAGCAGGUAAUAACGGGGGAGAUUCUGCUGCUGCCUGAGCUCUCCUUCAUGACCGGCAUCCCGGAGAAAAUGAGGAAAGACUUCAAAGCUAUGAAGGAUCUAACGGUGCACAUUAACGUGAGUGUGGAGCAGCACACACACUCGCUAAAGCAGCUUCUACACAACAUCAGCACCAAUCAGGAGGCAGUGAGAGAACUGUCACGCUGGGGCCUCGAGAUCAGCUCCGAUAUACUGGUGACUCAGGGAAGAACUUUGCCCAUGGAGACCAUUUGUCUGCAGUCUGCUACUUUCGUCACGUCUCCGACUGUUGAUUGGUCGAGAGAGGUGGUCAGAGACUCGUCCAUCAGCUGUAUCCCUCUGUACUGCUGGGCGGUUUUUUACCCUCGUAGGGCUGCGGAUCAGGCAGAGGAGCUGGUGGCCACGUUCGGGAAGGUGGCCGGGCCGAUGGGGCUCAGGCUGGAUCGUCCAAUCCGCAUCGAGCUCCGUGACGAUCGCACUGAGACCUACAUAAAGAGCAUCCACUCCCAGCUGAGCAGUGAGCCCAACGUGCAGCUGGUGGUUUGCAUCAUGACCGGAAACAGAGACGACCUAUACAGCGCUAUUAAAAAGCUUUGCUGCGUUCAGAGUCCGUGUCCCUCUCAGGCGAUCAACGUGCGCACAAUCUCGCAGCCACAGAAACUUCGCAGCAUCGCGCAGAAGAUCCUCCUGCAGAUCAACUGCAAACUGGGAGGAGAGCUUUGGACAGUCAACGUUCCUCUGAAACAUCUCAUGGUGAUCGGCGUGGACGUCCAUCACGACGCCAGCAAGAAAACCCGAUCUGUGAUGGGAUUUGUGGCAAGUCUUAACAGCCUGAUGACAAAGUGGUACUCCAGAGUCACGUUCCAGAUGCCCAACGAGGAGAUCAUUAACGGCUUCCGAGUGUGUCUUCUGGCUGCCCUGCAGAAAUAUUACGAGGUGAACCACAGCUUCCCAGAGAAGAUCGUAAUCUACCGUGACGGAGUUUCAGACGGUCAGCUCAAGACCGUGGAGCUUUACGAGAUCCCACAGAUCCUCAAGUGUUUCGAAACGUUUCCCAACUAUGAGCCGAAGCUGGCGUUCAUCGUCGUGCAGAAGAGGAUCAACACGACCCUGUACGCAUACGGAGGCGAUCGAUUUGGAACACCUCCACCAGGAACUGUGCUCGAUCACACCGUCACACACAGAGAGUGGGUGGAUUUCUACCUCAUGGCUCACUCGAUUCGUCAAGGCUGUGGCUUCCCCACGCACUACAUAUCCAUAUACAACACAGCAAACCUCACCCCGGACCACCUCCAGAGAUUGACCUUUAAGAUGUGCCAUUUGUACUGGAAUUGGCCCGGGACGAUCCGUGUGCCAGCCCCAUGCAAGUACGCGCACAAACUGGCCUACCUGUCAGCGCAGUACCUCCACUCCGAACCCGCCAUCCAGCUCUGCGACAAACUCUACUUCCUUCACAGCACAGAGGAGCACACUGAGCAGGAGGUUGUUCCUGCCUCGGUGCAGAAAGGAGCGCUCUCACAGGACCUUUCUCCCUGCAGCCAUCAGACUCUACAACUACACACAACUUCUCCACCUGAGGAGGCACAGUGAUUUUUCUGCACUGGAUGAACAUCAUAAAUGUACAUUCGUAUAGUUGUUUAUUUUAAAUUAUUUUAAUACUUUUCUGCUGAUAUAUUGUCUUUUGUCUUAUAUUCUCUGUUCUCUCGUGUCUGCUGCUGUAACACUGGAAUUUCCUACUAGGGAUUAAUAAAGUCUUGUAUUUGCUAUAAACAUGAUAUUUGUGUGAAAGCAUUUAGCAAAUUAAAAAAAGAGUUGUUUUUUUUUUAUGUAUUUUUGAAAAGACAUGUUUGUGGCAAUGCAAUUUUUUUUCUUUUUUAAAUGAAGUGCUUCAGUAAAUACAUCAUUCUACAGCUUAGUAGUUUUUAAAUGAAAUAAAUUGCUGGAGGAGUAGCGAUAUCAGCUGAUUUAGUGCUCAUUUAAGUGCUUUAGUAGGUCGUGCUAGAGGUUUGAAGGGAAUGUGGUGCAGAAAGGGGUUUAAUGUGUGCCCUCAGGUAGGCACUGGACUGUUUUUGGUUUUGUAGCCUAGCCUCAGUGUUAUAAAUCUGAUGCAAGCAGCUACAGGAAGCCAGUGGCGGGAUUAGUUACUGGAUUAGUUGCAGAGGUUGGAUGGCACGCAGUGGAAGACCGGCCAGGAGAGAGUUACAGUUGUCCAACCUUGAGAUGACAAGCGACUGAACAAGCACCUUAGUGGCCUCUGUGGAUAGAAACGUCCGGAUCCUCCUGAUGUUGUAAAGGAGAACCCUGCAUGUCUGAGCCGGAGUGGAGAAUGAGAGUCGGUCGUCCAGAACUACAUGAAUGUCUCGUGUCUUCUCGGACAGUUUGAUUCAAGAGUUCUCCAUG
Molecule: messenger RNA, 4794 nt
Organism: Pangasianodon hypophthalmus (striped catfish)
Lineage: Eukaryota; Metazoa; Chordata; Actinopteri; Siluriformes; Pangasiidae
Gene: piwil2
Product: piwi-like RNA-mediated gene silencing 2
Exons: 24
Coding region: 577-3984 (1135 amino acids)
Biological process (GO): regulatory ncRNA-mediated gene silencing
Cellular component (GO): P granule
Molecular function (GO): piRNA binding; protein binding
Source: RefSeq, a predicted model, not a curated record